UAUUUUAUAAUUGAAUAUUUGUGGUAGGCACUGGGCAUAUUAAUUAUACCACUUUUUCAGGAUGUGUAGCUUAUUAUCAUUAAAUUGUACUAAACAGAUUGUACAGGAUAAACAUUAGAAUUUCUAGCAUGUUGUGGAACCAGAUUCCUGUAAAAAGAAGACAUAAAUCUUGUAACACAAGACGUUUGUAAAGAUCCUAAACAUGCACUUUUCCACUCUUUAAUAGCACUUUUUGAGUGGCUUCCAAUUUGAACAAACUCACCGCAAUGUAGACAUGAUACAGAUAACAAUGUUAUUUUAAACCCAGUAUUAGCAUCAAAAUAUUAAACCUGAGAAUAUUAGAACUUUAGAUUUUUAUUUAUUUGUUUGUUUGUUUGUUUAUUUUAAGAAUUUUUUUAGGAUUUUUAAGCACCGUUUUAAACUAUCCCCUUUAAUUUCCAAUAACAUUCCAAUUAUUCCAUAUAAUUGGAAUUAUUUUCAAUUAUUUCCAAUAAAAUAGAAUUCGAGUUCCAAUGAGAUUUAAAGAAACUGAAUUUUUUAUUUAGAUGAGAAUUAUCCUUUCUUUGUAAGUAAAAAUGCUUUGAGAAAAUAAAAUAAACUGUAAAAAAUAAAUGAAAACGUUGAUGUCAGUUUAUUUGCAAAACUUGUUACUCUUGAAAGUUUUAUUAUAGGAAGGUACGGAUGGUAUUUUAUUGUUAGAUUUUAAUAAUAAGUUUUACAUUCUUGGCUGUUUAAUAAUUUAUCUCAUUCAUCUGACGUGUUACUUUGGACUUUGAGGUGUGAAGGUUAGUUCACUCGAUUCACUUUGUAACGUGGGUUAAUGUCGGUCAAGUUAUACGCAAGAUAUGAUACAGUCUUGCCUUUUUUUAAAUCAGAACAAAAGUGUUUUUGUUUAUUUGCAGUUUGCUUGGUUUGUAACAUUGGACACUGUGAUUAAUGUGUUCAUUAUUCAGUAACAGCUACAAUAAAGGCUUUAUGUGAGAUGCACCUCCCCUCUGGGCAGCACACAAUAAAUACUGAUCCAUUCUCUGCUUGCUUGGACUUUUCUAAGUCACACUGGAGGAGAGGAAGAAAUGGAGAAACAAGUGGUGGAUGUAGCAAAGAAAGCCUUCAACACUGGUAGGUCUCGAGUCCUGCGGUACAGAGUUGAGCAGCUCCGAGCUUUACUGCGGCUCAUCAGAGAGAAACAGGCGGAGAUCAGUGCUGCUCUUACACACGACUUGCACAGGAGUGAGUUCAACACACCGCUUUUGGAGCUCAUUGGACUUGAGAAUGAAAUCAAGCUGGCUGAACGUGAACUCAGUGACUGGACAAAACCUCAGCCGGUUCAGAAAAACCUCAUCACCAUGACAGAUGAUGUGUUUAUUAAAGCUGAACCUUUGGGUGUGGUACUGAUCAUUGGCGCCUGGAACUACCCAUGGGCUCUUACCUUGGGCCCGCUCAUUGGAGCAAUUGCAGCAGGCAAUGCUGCUGUGGUGAAGCCUUCAGAACUGAGUAAAAAUUCAGCCAGCCUUCUGAAAGAACUGCUACCUCAGUAUUUGGAUCAGGACAUGUACCAUGUGGUGAUUGGAGGAGUUCCUGAAACGCAGGAGUUGCUAAAGCAGCGUUUCGAUCACAUCUUCUACACAGGAAGCAGUACAGUAGGCAAACUGGUUAUGGAAGCAGCUGCACGCCACCUCACACCAGUCACUCUGGAACUGGGGGGAAAAAGUCCCUGCUAUAUUGAUCAGAACUGUGACCUUGCGGUUGCUAGCCGUCGAAUCACUUGGGGAAAGUUUUCUAACUGUGGCCAGACCUGCAUCGCACCAGACUACAUCCUCUGUAAUGCCAGCAUCCAGAACAGACUGAUUGAAGAGAUUCGCCAGACAUUACAGGAGUUCUACGGUGAGAACCCGAAAAGCUCUCCAGAUUACGGCCGUAUCAUCAACCAGAAUCACUUUGAGCGUGUGCUAGCUCUGAUGGAGGGAUGCACUGUGGCUGUGGGGGGAGAGAGCGAUAAAUCACUGUGUUACAUUGCUCCUACCGUUCUGAAGGAUGUUUUGCCUCACGCCAGGAUAAUGCAAGAAGAGAUCUUUGGACCCGCGCUGCCAAUCAUCACUGUCAGUGAUGUCAAUGAGGCCAUUCGCUUUAUUAAUGACAGAGAAAAACCUUUGGCUCUUUAUGUCUUCUCUUCUGAUAAGAAGGUGAUCAAGCGAAUGCUGAAUGAGACGACUAGCGGAGGAGUGGUGGUUAAUGACGUAAUGAUCCACUACACAAUCAGCUCGUUACCCUUUGGUGGAGUAGGAAACAGUGGGAUGGGCAGAUACCACGGCAAGCACACCUUUGACCAGUUUAGUCACAAACGUGCUUGCCUCAUCAAGUCUUUAGGUAUGGAGAGUCUGAACAAAGCACGCUAUCCUCCACAAACAGCGUCCCGUCUGCGCAGAGCUCGGUUCUUCAUGCAGAGACGCUUAUGCAGCUGUACACAACUCACCAGCACCUGGGCUGUCAUCUCCACCAUGCUGGCCUUGGGUCUGCUCAUUGCCUUACUGGUCGUCCUGCUCAAGGGAAUCGUGAUUUGAAGAUGCCUUAAGACCUACACCUCAAGACAUGCUGCAGAAUUGAAGCAAAGUCUGCCAAACUGUAGUGCAUUUAUUCUUCCUGGCAGUGUUUACAUGUUUUGUUUGCUUGUUCUUAAACCUUCUUACAGAUUCGUACAGCAGCUGAAAUGCCAGUAGGACAAACACAGACUUGUCAGCAUUGCUUAGAUUUCCUGAGCAUUGGACAGGGAAUUUGAAUUGCUGAUGGUUUCGGAUAAGCUGUUUUCACUGUUCAGUGACGGCAGCAACAAAGAGCUUGUUCUUUUCUGCUUCUUGCUUUGAUGCUCAAGCCAGACUCUGAGACUCUCAGGAAGGAUUUGGCAUCAUUGAACUCCAUAAAAUGCCACCAGGUGGCGUCAUGUCACUAUAUUAUAACAUGAACUCAUCUCUUUUUAGUAAUUGUCUCAAUUUAUUUCAGAAGUUUGGAAGUAACACUGUUGUUAUCUUUUGUAAUUAAUUUGUUAAUUAAAAAAACUCAUCAAAUGUCAAAUAAUAUUCACAAUAUAAUAAAAGUGCACACCAAACCCUUUUGAUAUAGAGCCUUCAUUAUCAAAACUAAUGUUUUUCUUUAAAGUGCCAUUAGAACUGAUAAAUCUUUAAUAUUUUGGUCUCGAUUUAUAUCAUGAAAGUCUGACUCUUUGACUGACUCUAAUCCCCUUGAGUCGGAAUAUUUCAAAUUCAGCAUGCAUUGUUCUUCUCAAAUAUCAUCUAGGUUUACAUUCCACAUUUGCUAUACCACAUGCUGGGAAUAGAAAUAGAUUAUACUCGUGUGCUCGUGGACGUCCUGUCUUUUCCAUAUGUGAUUCAUGUGCAGUGAUUCUGUAUUUCAUCAGAUUGCAAUUCUGCCAUGACUCACAGCAUCUAGUGGACCCCUGAGGCAAUGACCCCCCUCUCUGGUACUGCUUUACCACUCUGUACUCUGCAUUCCAGCACAAGCUCAGAGUUGAAGUGUCUGUUUACUUUAGAUUAUAGUCCUUAAUGUGGCUUUACAGUUCUAAGGGAAUACAACAUCACUGAAUAUAUGCAUGCUUCUGAUGCUUUCAGAACUGAAGCUUUGGGGCUUUUUUUUUUUUUUUUUUUAUCAAACUUACUCUACAUCAUCAGUUUUCUUUUUCUUUGUCCACUUGUUUCUACUGAUUCUGUGAACAUCAAGACUGCUGUUUUCUCAAUUAUGGUCACCAAGCUCCUUUAUGUAAUGAGCAUUGCAAUUUAUUUCUUGAGUACAGCAGCUUUUUGAGGCAGGACACAGAUAUAGGUAGACACAGAGUGGGUCAUUUUAAAUCUGUACUCUGAAACAAAAAAAGAAAAAAUGAGAUGACGUUGUAUCGGAGAUAUGAAUUGUGUCUUGCUGACAGAUUAAAAAAAAAUACUG
Tachysurus fulvidraco (yellow catfish) is the source of this 3951-nucleotide messenger RNA. RefSeq names its product aldehyde dehydrogenase family 3 member A2-like. The record is from RefSeq and is a predicted model, not a curated record. Lineage: Eukaryota; Metazoa; Chordata; Actinopteri; Siluriformes; Bagridae. The coding region runs from base 1074 to 2561 and encodes 495 amino acids. Gene Ontology annotation, molecular function: aldehyde dehydrogenase (NAD+) activity. The transcript is spliced from 11 exons. Gene Ontology annotation, biological process: aldehyde metabolic process. Gene Ontology annotation, cellular component: cytoplasm.